Molecule: messenger RNA, 1599 nt
Organism: Trifolium pratense (red clover)
Lineage: Eukaryota; Viridiplantae; Streptophyta; Magnoliopsida; Fabales; Fabaceae
Product: guanylyl cyclase 1
Exons: 10
Coding region: 465-1310 (281 amino acids)
Source: RefSeq, a predicted model, not a curated record
GGAUUUAUUCUACCAAUUUCCAGUAUAAAAAAAAAAAGUAAUUAAAAUCAUCAUCUUAUCUUGAAAGGGAAAAAAAUCUACACAGUACAGAGACACACGGUUAAGUUUCACCCUAGAAAAGGAAAAGGAAUGAAGUAGGAGAAGAAGAAGAAGAAGAAGAAGAAAACGUGAUGAAUGGUAAAGAGAGAAUAAACAUAACAGAGUAGAAAAGUGACAAACAUAGCAAAAGGUAAAUCAUUAUCAUCAUCAUCAAAUUCAACAAAACCACCCACCAACCAACCAAACAACCUGUCUGUCGGUCUCCGCCUUCUUCGCCUCCCUUGUAGGUAUAUACUGCAACUCUAUCAAUUUGGUUGAGACCCCGCAUACACUACAAGGAUUUCUCAUUCACCCUCUUUGGACUCGUUUGAUUUCCUGAACCCUUUUUCGGAAGUAAACAUUCUACACAUUCAAUUUGGUCAUUGAUGUGGCCUAUAUGCCUGCUAUUCAACAAGAUUCUUAAGACGGAAGAUGAAAGAGAAUUAAAAGGAGAAAAUUUGAGUGCGAUAGAAACAUACUUGCUUCAGCAUUCAUCAUGUAACAUAGAUUCCCAUCCUCCCUCGUUACGGCGUUCACUUUUCAUUGAUGUACCACACAUAAACCAAAUAUAUACAUGGGAUUGUGGCCUUGCUUGUGUAGUAAUGGUUCUGAAAACUAUUGGUGUCAACAACUUUGAUAUUGAAGCACUGGCUGAACUAUGCUGCACAAAUAGCAUUUGGACUGUUGACUUGGCGUAUUUGUUACAGAGAUUUUCUGUUGCUUUUUCCUACUUCACGGUGACAUUUGGUGCAAACCCGAACUAUUGUGGUGAAUCCUUUUACAAGGAGGAAUUGCCUAAUGAUCUUGCAAGAGUGGAUAUGCUGUUUCAGGAUGCGGUGGAGGCUGGGAUCGAUAUACAGUGCAGAUCAAUUAGUGAAGAAGAGAUUUCAUUUCUCAUAUUGUCUGGGAAAUAUAUCGCCAUUGCUUUAGUUGAUCACAAUAAAUUGAGUCAUGCUUGGCAAGAUUUUCAUGUCCCUGGCGUCUUGAGCAGUAACUCUGAAUACACAGGUCACUAUGUGUUGAUAUGUGGCUUUGACGCUGGAGCAGAUAUGUUUGAAAUUAGAGAUCCUGCUAGCUCAAGGAAACAUAAAAGGAUAUCUUCAAAGUCUUUAGAAGAAGCUCGCAAGGCCUUUGGUACUGAUGAGGAUAUUCUCUUGAUAUCUUUGGAGAAGAGCAAGAAUGAUCAUCAACCUUCUCUGCAACUUCCCAUCAAUUCCAAUUCUGAUUCUUGAUUCUCUUUCCCUUUUUUGCGUAUAUAACGUAUUCCUUGUGUAUUUUUGUUAUUAUACAUAUCUUCCUUGUGUAUUUUAGUUACUAUACAUAUCUUCCUUGUGUAUUUCAUUACUCAAAACUGUAUAGUAGUGAUCAAUUCAUUCUAAUCUUUUGUAAACUUAACAGUCAGAAAACUGUGAUGUGAUGUUGUAUUGUUUUGGGAAUUCAAUUGCAUUGUUCUACCUGGACAGAAAAUGUUGUAUUAUUAUUUUGCCUAAAGUUAAUAAAAAGUUUUAACUUGGUGAUUUA